AUGGGGAUCGUUUCUCAGGAAGCGAUUAAGCAGUUCCAAGCUUUGAUGGAUCAAGUUGAUGAGCCACUCAAGAGAACAUUUCAGAAUGUUCAUCAAGGAUAUCCUCUUGAGACUUUCGGCCGUUUUCUCAAAGCAAGAGAGUGGAAUGUCGCCAAAGCCCAUAAAAUGUUGGUAGAUUGUUUAAAUUGGAGGGUACAAAAUGAGAUUGACAAUAUAUUGGCCAAACCGAUUGUUCCAACUGAAUUAUACCGGUCAGUACGAGAUUCACAGCUCAUAGGUCUUUCGGGUUACUCAAGAGAGGGUUUGCCAGUCUUUGCCAUUGGUGUUGGGCUAAGUACAUUUGACAAAGCAUCUGUUCACUACUAUGUGCAGUCACACAUUCAAAUUAAUGAAUAUCGAGAUCGUAUAAUUUUGCCCUCUGCAUCGAGGAAGUAUGGUAAGCCUAUUAUCACCUGCGUGAAGGUUUUAGAUAUGACUGGUUUGAAGCUCUCAGCACUAAGCCAAAUUAAGUUAUUGACAAUUAUAUCAACAAUUGAUGAUUUGAACUACCCGGAGAAGACAAAUACAUACUACAUUGUAAAUGCCCCAUAUAUAUUCUCAGCUUGUUGGAAGGUUGUCAAGCCCCUUUUGCAGGAGAGGACAAGGAAAAAAGUGCAGGUGUUGUCUGGUUGUGGUAGGGAUGAACUGUUGAAGAUAAUGGAUUAUGGAUCUCUUCCACAUUUUUGUAAAAGAGAAGGUUCGGGAUCAUCUCGGCAUUCACAGAAUGGAGCUGAAAAUUGCUUCUCCUUGGACCACCACUUUCAUCAACAGCUCUACAACUACAUCAAGCAGCAAUCUUUGAUCAAGGAACCUGUUCACCCAAUGAAGCAGGGUUCUUUUCAUGUGGAUGUACCUGAGCCAGCUGCAGAAGGAACACAGAUUGCUAAAACGAUAGAAUCUGAGUUUAACAAGUUUGGUAAUGGGAAUGGGCUCUCUGACUCUCUAGAUGACCUCAAAAUCAAUGGUGACUGA
Prunus armeniaca (apricot) is the source of this 1011-nucleotide messenger RNA. NCBI's taxonomy places the organism in Eukaryota, Viridiplantae, Streptophyta, Magnoliopsida, Rosales, Rosaceae. The record is from the annotation of a GenBank genome assembly.